CUGAAAAUGGUCCUAACACCCAUCAUGGUGGACGCCACCUUCGAGGACGACGCCGAUGUGGCGCCUGGGCCCUCCUCCUCGCCCGAGCUGAUAGAGCCUUCCGAGGGGGAGCAGUUCCAGCUUGCGUGCCCGGGAUGCGCGUCGAUGCUUCUCGUCACACUGCAGACCGAGAUCACCUCCGUGCAGUGCAGCUCGUGCCACGACGUGUUUGACGUCCAGAUGCCGCCCCUGGCUGCCGACGAGGCGCCAACUCCCCACGUCGGCCAGAAGCGCGCGUGGCAGAAUUUUGCGGAGCCGAUCCUGCCGCCCACGUGGCAGAACCUGGCGGAGCCGAUCCUGCCGCUGUCGGUAGGAUUGGCGGAACUCGACUCGCAGAUGCUCGCCGCGGACCCGGAGAACGCACAGCUCAACUCCGUGCGGCACACGCUCUCGCUCGGCAUCUCGAGGGUCGCAGACUUGCAGCACUUGAUGCACCAAGAGCGGGAAAAGGAGGCGGCGGCGGCGGCGGCGGCGGAGCCACCGCCCUUCCUCCCCUUUGACGGGCGCACCGCCGCCAGCUCGUUGCUUCGAGGGCCGCUGCACAAUGUCAAUUUUCACGCCGCCGAGGAGAAGUCCGAGGAGGAGGAGCGUGAGGCGGCGGCCUCGGCCGUCCUCUCCAUCGGACUCGCCGCCCCGCCGGCCGCUCCGCCCCUUCCCGUGCCGGGCGGGAAGGAAGCGCGUCCUCCCCACCCGCACACGACCCCCCAGCCAAGCAGCGCACCCUCCGUGCCCGCUACGCUGCAAAAGACUCCUGACCUCGGCGUGGGUGCCGCCCCGCCGCCUCUCCCACGCCAUGAGGAGGGCGGACCGAGGCCGACUCCAGGCUCGCUGAGCGUGCCAAUGGCGUUGUGCCGGCAGAGCAUGCCCAUGUCGCAGGCGGUGCCCAUACAAGAGCAGGCCCCGCCUACCGGCCUGCCGACCGUCACUGCCUGCCAGCCCAUCGGGCCGCCCCUCUCCUCACAACCCCUCUUCUGCUCCGAGCCGCCCCUCGCCGCGCCGCCCCUCGCCGCGCCGCCCCUCGUCACCGCCCAGAUGGGCGAGGGGGACGGCUCCGCCGCGGCCGUGUGCGAGGUCAGCUUCGAGCACAUCUGGGCCCCCGCCCCGCCCCCGAUGGCGUCGGUCGCCUCGGCGGAGCCGAUCGGCUGAGCAGAGGCGCCGCGAGCAGGCCGCGAGGCCGCGAGGUGUUUUGAACUGAUUGAGUCGUGACGAGGGGUGGCGCCGUGACGAGGGGUGGCGCUGGGGCGGCGCGGCUCGUCGGGGUAGGCGAGCUCUCGCGCGGCGUCUCGCGCCGCGGACAAGGGUCAAGGCGCGCCGGGGCGCUGCCGGCUGUGGUAAACUGGGGGAGCGGUCGUAUAAGUAAGGCCGGGGAGCGGGAAAAGGCCGGGAGGGUGGCCUCUGAGGGUGGCGCACUCUUUCCUGCCCCGCUCAGACAGAUGGCCCGGCCGCUUCUCGACGCUUCCGCUUAAGGCUUAAAAAUGUGAAUGUGUGUGUGUACUGUGUUGCGUUGAGAAUCAAAUAUGGCG
This is a messenger RNA of Emiliania huxleyi CCMP1516, 1562 nucleotides long. RefSeq lists its product as hypothetical. Lineage: Eukaryota; Haptophyta; Isochrysidales; Noelaerhabdaceae. The record is from RefSeq and is a predicted model, not a curated record. The coding region runs from base 7 to 1185 and encodes 392 amino acids. The transcript is spliced from 3 exons.